AUGAUCAGGAAUGCAAGAAACAAACAAUCAAACUCUUCUGUUCAGGCACCUGCGCAACAAAAGAGUAAUGCUAAUCAGUCUCAUACUUCUGGAGAUAGGGCUAACAACAAUGCCAAUCAAGUUAACAAUGUUUCUGGUGAGUGGCAAGUUGUUAAACGUAGGAAGGGUAAGAAUGCGCCUAAAAAUCCAGUUUGCCCUGAAGUUGUAGUUACUAAGGUGGUGGAGGCUAAUAAUUUGGAGUAUACUGCUCAGAUGGUGAAAGCUAAGCAAUUGGAGGUUGAAUAUACUAAGUACAAAGCUGCUUUUGAAUCUUCCUUUGUUGAAUUGGCGAGAACUAAACAAGGCUUACAUGUUGAGGGUUAUAAAAAAGAAGUUAUACAUAAUUUUGUUGGUUCGUCUAAAGGGAAUUUAUGGAUUUGCUGGUACGUUGAUAUGACUACUCCGGUGGUUAUUAAUUCUAGUAGACAGGCUAUUUCUAUUGAAGCGGAAGGUGUUCUUAUAUCUUUUGUUCAUGCUAGUUGUUUUCAAAAAGGGGGUUGUGAACCACGUACUUCAGCUAUUAAUGAAUUCAGUGAUUGGCUAGAUGACAAUAACCUUUUUGAAGCUGAUUAUUUGGGUUCUAAAUACACUUGGGCCAAUGGUCAAUCAGGUGUUCAUAGAAUUCUUUGCAAGUUGGAUCGGGCUGUCAUUAAUGAAGCAUGGCUUACGAAGUUUGAGAAUUGGAGGUGUAAAGCUCUUCCUCGUGAAGUUUCUGAUCAUUCAACGCUUAUAGGCUAUCCUUUUGUAAAUUCAAGACCUAAAAGAGCUCCUUUUAGAGUUCAAAAAAUGUGGUUCACUCAUCCUGAUUUCAUGCGUAUGGUUAUGGAGAGUUGGAAUGCUCCUGUUUCUGAUUCCCCUGCUUAUAUCUACCCCUUCAAGCUUAAGAAAUUAAAGGCUGACAUGAAGGAGUGGAAUUUACGUGUUUUUAGUAAUAUUAAUGCUAGACUCAAACAUGCUAAAUUAACAAUGGAAGUUGCUCUUCGUAUUUUUGAUGAGGAUCCGAAAGACGUAACUAAGCUGAAUUUUGCUGAGGAGGCUUCGGUUACACUUCAGGAAAUCCGUAUGCGUCAAUCCAUUAUGUUGAAACAAAAAUCUCGUAAUAAGUGGCUUACUGACGGUGCAACUAAUACUUCUUUCUUUCAUGCCAAUAUUCCAACUCGCAGGAGCAUCAAUAUGAUUUCGGAAUUGGUAGAUGAUGAUGGGAAUAUUCUCUCUAAUUGUGACCAUAUUAGAGAUUAUAUGGUGUCUUAUUUUGAGUCUAAAUUUAAUGGGGAAGAGCUUCCAAUUGAUGAGCAUGACAUUAUCUCUACGGAGGAAAGUCAAAGAAUGGAUGAGAUUCCUACUUAUGAUGAAAUAAAGGUUGUUGUUUAUGACCUUGAUGCUGAUAGUUCUCCAGGACCCGAUGGUUUCUGUAGAUGUUUUUAUAGACAUUGUUGGGACGUGAUUCAACAAGACUUAUGCAAUGCUAUUAUUUAUUGUUGGCAACAACAAAGGAUUCCUAAUGGGGUAAAUUCUAGUCUUCUGAUUUUAUUGGCCAAGGUAAGGGGUGCUAAUACUCUUCGUAACUUUCGGCCAAUUGGUCUUAGUAAUUUUUUCUUUAAAAUUUUUACUAAGAUCCUAGCUACAAGACUUGGAAAUGUUCUUGAUAAUCUGGUUUCAGAGGAGCAAGUUGCUUUUAUGAAGAUUAGAAAUAUUCAUGAGAACAUCAGUGUAACGUCGGAGAUGGUGAAUGAUCUGAAAACUAAGCGAAAAGAUGGCAAUGUGGGCCUAAAGCUAGACAAUACUCAAGCUUUUCACACGCCUCGGGUCAAACAGUAUGUCGUCAAAAAAAAGGUUUUUUAUGGAGGUGGAACCUUGAGUCGUUGUAGAACUAUCACGGAUUUACUUGGUAUGGAAGUCUCUACUUUCCCGGACAGAUAUUUAGGUGUUCAAAUUAUGCCUGGAGCUGUUAAAUAUCGUCAUAUAAGUAAUGUUAUUGAUAAAAUCAAGAAGCAACUUUCAGUUUGGAAAGGAAAAAUGCUUUCUUUUCAAGACAGUGUGGUUCUUAUUAACGCUGUGAUUGCUAGCUAUGCCAUUCACAAUAUGGUUUUUUACAAAUGGCCAAGGAAGUUCAUUAUGCAAUGUGAGCGGGUUAUACGCAAUUUUCUUUGGUCCAGGGAUUCAGAAGUUGCGAGGAAGUUUGUGGUUGGUUUUGACAAAGUUUGCAGCCCUGUGAAGGAAGGUGGUUUGAGUAUUACAAGUACGGCAGUUACGAAUAGGGCUCUUCUCAUGAAAUUUUGGUGUAGUAUUCGUUCUUCUAAUAAGAAGUGGGCGCGUUUCUUAUGGGCGAAAUAUACUACACAGACUGGUAGAAUUAAGCAAUAUGGUGUGAACUAUUCUAUCUUGCCUGGUGUUAGAUUGGUUCAUAAUAUUGUGUUUUUUUUUGCUACGUCAAAAAUUUAUAUUGAUUAA
Molecule: messenger RNA, 2490 nt
Organism: Papaver somniferum (opium poppy)
Lineage: Eukaryota; Viridiplantae; Streptophyta; Magnoliopsida; Ranunculales; Papaveraceae
Exons: 4
Coding region: 1-2490 (829 amino acids)
Source: RefSeq, a predicted model, not a curated record